Molecule: messenger RNA, 1359 nt
Organism: Haplochromis burtoni (Burton's mouthbrooder)
Lineage: Eukaryota; Metazoa; Chordata; Actinopteri; Cichliformes; Cichlidae
Product: high mobility group protein B2
Exons: 5
Coding region: 167-808 (213 amino acids)
Biological process (GO): regulation of transcription by RNA polymerase II
Cellular component (GO): nucleus
Molecular function (GO): DNA binding, bending
Source: RefSeq, a predicted model, not a curated record
AAAUUUAAAUACACGAUUUCCGCCAAUCCGCUGCUGGGGGGACGGAUCUGUGUGAGACUCGAUAGUAUAGUUAGUGCGGCCUCGCAGACGGUGACUAAACAGUUGACCGUCCUUCCUCCUUCACUCGUUUACAGCUCGUCUUGCGGUGAACAGAUUAAUCGCAGCCAUGACAAAGGAUCCGAAUAAGCCGAGAGGAAAAACCUCCUCCUACGCUUUCUUUGUGGCGACCUGCCGCGAGGAGCACAAGAAGAAGCACCCAGGGACCAGCGUGAACUUCGCAGAGUUUUCCAAGAAGUGCUCAGAAAGAUGGAAGACCAUGUCCCCCAAGGAGAAGGGAAAGUUUGAAGAGAUGGCCAAGAACGAUAAGGUCCGAUAUGACCGGGAGAUGAAGUCCUACGUGCCACCUAAAGGUGCCAAGAAGGGGAAGAAGAAGAAGGACCCCAACGCCCCCAAAAGGCCCCCCUCCGCUUUCUUCGUCUUCUGCUCCGACCACCGUCCCAAGAUCAAGGAGGAUAACCCUGGGAUCUCCAUCGGCGACAUCGCCAAGAAGCUUGGCGAGAUGUGGGCCACGCAGGGCGCCAAAGACAAGGCCCCCUAUGAGGCUAAAGCCGCCAGACUGAAGGAGAAAUACGAGAAGGACGUUGCUGCCUACAGAGCCAAGGGCGGCUCUGGGAAGAGCGACGCUGGAAAGAAGAGCGGGCCCGGCAGGCCCGCCGCCAAGAAGGCUGUACCGGCUGAUGAUGAUGAUGACGAUGAUGAAGACGAGGAGGAAGAGGAUGAAGAUGACGACGAUGAGGAUGAUGACUAAGUGGUUUCUGUGUUUGAGGAUGUGAAGUUUGCGUUGUUCAGCUUAUGUUUGUUUUUUGGGUUGGACUCGUCCAACGGUAUAGCCUGCUGUCCCUGUCGGUCGGCCUCGCUCGACCUGUACUCCUCUUCUUCUAAUUCAGGGAUUUAGUUUUUAUUGUCCCUUAGUCCCCUUUAAGUUUUAUUUUUGUUUUACAACUGCUGAAGUCGGGUCUGUUACACCUUAGAUCCUGGUUUAAAAAACGUGCAGCCAGAUUAUUUCCUGUGAUGAUGCGAUGAACUGAAACUCCUGUGCAGACGGUGGACAGCAGCCAGCCAGGAAACGUUUUCUUUUCUUUUCUUUGUUUGUUUUUUUUUUUAUUUUAAGAAUGAUUGUUUCUGGAAGCACUGCUCAUGUUUUCUGUUCCAGCGGUGCCGUUUCUUCACUGUCAUUUUACUGCCAGGAUUUAUCUGUAGUUUGGUUAAAAGAAAAAUGUUUGCCGUCAUUUUUAAUGUGGAACUUUGAAAACAUGUAGAACGGAUUUUUCUUUUUGUAAUAAAAUUUUGUAUAUUGCC